AUGGGAGCAUACGCCGCCCAAUCGCCUAGGAUCUCGAGGUCGCAUACUUCGCCGACGACGGCAGAGCGCAUACAUCGCAAGACGACCGGCGAUUCCGGGAAAGAGUGGAUCAAAGGCGACGAUUUUCUCGACGCGUGUAUCUGCACUACGGGCUGCACGUGUCGCGAAGGUCAUCGCGUGCUUUACCGCUCGCGCGACAACGGAGGAGAUUCCGAUGGUGAAGGACGGUAUGGAAGUGGUGAGAUACGAUAUAUUCUCAAGAAAGAUCUAGGGAAAGACUGUGGAGAUCAUUCUGGGUGCAAGAGGAACGACAGUGAAAAGGAAGAGAAGAUGGGCAAGAAGGAGAAGAAGAAAGAGGAAAAGAGGCGGAAAGAAGAGCUCCAGAACCUCAAGGAUGACAUGCUGGAAGCACUUGAUGAGCGACUCGGUGCGUGGAGAAAAGCGAAGUCGAGCAAAGCGGGCAGUGUGAGUAGUCCGAGGCCACCGUUUGCUGGACUGGGCGGGCCGAUGGGAAUGGGCAUGGAUUCGAAUGCCAUGAUGAGCGACCCUAUAAUGGCACAGAAGCUGGCCAGUAUGGGAUUGGGCCCAUUAAUGCCCAUGCCGCCCAACAUGACCGUGGGUGGAGGUCAUCCAUACGCCAUGCAAGCAGGCAUACCAGGCCUAAGCAAGAUGCAAGCAGGAAUGAUGGAUCCGCGGCAACAAAUGGGAAUCCGACCCGGUCAAAUGCCCAUGGGCAUGUCGUACGAAGACGAAAUCUCCAUCGCCGAUAUGGAAGGCGUUGGUCUGGGCAAUCCAUACCUGGGCAGAGAAGCCCGAGGACGAGGACCGCAGCCACGCUUCGUAGACCCAACUAGCCGGCGAGAAAAUGGCAUGACUCCCAAACCCAUGCCCUUCUCCGCCGUCAGAAGGGGAGCAGGAGGCAGGCAACGUAAAUUACUCCACUCCCAGCAACAACAAACACGUCGAGACUUUGGCAGCGACGAGUACGACUCCCCAGCUCCGCGGCCUACCGGUCGAGCAGGAAGCUUUCACGACGACGAAGACGAUGCUGGUAAAUAA
This is a messenger RNA of Parastagonospora nodorum SN15, 1059 nucleotides long. RefSeq lists its product as hypothetical. The record is from RefSeq and is a predicted model, not a curated record. NCBI's taxonomy places the organism in Eukaryota, Fungi, Ascomycota, Dothideomycetes, Pleosporales, Phaeosphaeriaceae. The transcript has a single exon. The coding region runs from base 1 to 1059 and encodes 352 amino acids.